AUGCGAUCCGAUAAAACAGAUGAAUCUGGAGAAAAGACUGUAAACCAGCUGCUAUGGGUUUACCUGCUGGUGUCGGCAUCACUGUCUCUUGCCUGGGGUUUAGGGGUAUGGGGAUGCUCGUUCCUCUGGGUUUUCAUUGUCAUUGCAGCAUUGUUUGUCGUCUGGAAGACGAAGCUCACUAACAUUGUGAAGAGGCACCUAGCAAAGGAAGAGCAACGGAUACACAGGAAAAAAGCGCUGAGACAGAGUGAAUCGCUUGAGUGGCUCAACUUCGUUUUUAACAGAUGGUGGGUGUUCAGCUCCAAUAAUCUGGAGGAACUGAUCAAGAAAAGAAUUGAUGAAAGAUUACAGACAGUGAAACCAGGAUGUUUGGAUAAAAUGGAAUUGCUAUCAUUUACGUUUGGUGAUAAGACACCUGCAUUUAAGUAUGUGAGAGCAUUUGAGUACUCUGAAGGAGUCCCAGGGGGCCACAAACCAGUGAGCUGGGUGAGUGUGCACUCCCCACCUUGUGGCCUCGAAAAGAUGUCAAAUUACCAAGUAGUGCUUCAGGCGGAAGUCGAUACAGCAUGUGAGGAUUUCAGGAUGGUGUUCAGAUCAACCAUUGGUAAAGCAAGAAUGGGUCUUAGCUUUGACAUGUCUGUCGAGAACCUGUUUGUCAAGGGCAACCUCCAGAUCAUUCUACACAUGUCAAUGGAUGUUCCAUUCCCACAUGUCACCAAGGCAACUAUCAUGUUCACAGAGCUACCAGAGGUUUCAUUCAGUGUAAAUGUUUUAAAACAAUUAGAUAUCAUGCAAGUUCCACUCAUCAAAUCCUGGUUACAAGCUAAUGUGAUGGAGGGCCUCACAAAGGCCCUUGUUGACCCGGGGUUAAUUGACAUUCCCGUAGCCAAGGUCGGUCCCAUACAAAUCAUGAAGAAAUCUGAUGCACCAGACAGAUUAGCUCAAGGAGUGCUUACUGUUUUGAUCAAAGGUAUUCCCAAACCAACAUCUAAAAAAGCUGUACCAGACACAGAGGAAGUGCGGUAUACAAUGAUAAAAGUAGGAACAAAGAAACGUCAGACUUACGAUGUCAUGGCAACAGAGGAAUGGGAAGAUAUCUGUUCCAUGUUGGUCUACUCUCUAAACAAAGACAAGAUUGUAGUGAAGAAUAAGUGCCGUCGUUUGUUGACUAACAUCACCAUGGAUUACCAUGAAAUUCUGCUGAAUUCUUUACCUUUAGAAAUGGAGAAAAAUGUUUCUACAUCCCUAACAAACAAAGAUGGCAGCAAACAUGAACUGAAGUUACAGUACACCCCCCUCACUUAUAUAGAUAUGGAUGUAACCAACGCUGAUCCUCCUCAACUAGACUCCCAUGAGAUGGCAGGUGUGAUGUUUGUAUGUGUCCACAGUGCAGCAGGAGUGAUCGCCGCAGACAAAAGUGGUACAUCAGACCCAUAUUGUGUGGUGUUUUGUGAUAGACGCCGGGUUAUGACAACUCCCUAUAUUCCUCGUACACGAAACCCUUACUGGGAGAAAUCUGUGGAAUUCUUUACUGGAGAUUACACAAAGAUGAAUCUGUCAUUUUAUGUGUUUGACUGGGAUGGCAGUAAUACCAUUGAUGAUGACUUUCUGGGAUCUGCUCACCUGUCACUUAAAGAGGGUGAGAGUGGAUUCCUGAAGAAAGGCGUUACCCUUGGCUACAACAAGCGGUCAGAAGGUUAUAUUACCGACUCCGCCUUCGGACAAAUCACCAUAUCUGUUGUCUUUCGACCAAUAUCUUCUGUUGCUAAGUCAGAGAGGUACCGCCUGGUCAGUAGUGGUGCUCCCCAGGACUACCUGUACACAGAGGACCUGGUGUCACCUUCUUCUGUUGGAGGCGGCCCAGGGGACCCACAGAGAUCAAAGUCAGUUGCUGGUUCACAAGACUUCCCUGAUGAUAAGAUCCUGGUAGACUUGACCAUAUUACAGGCAGAGAACCUCAUGGCUAUGGACAGAAACGGUUCGAGUGAUCCAUUCUGUGAAGUGUUGCUUGCCAACAAGAAAAUAUUUAGGACCUCAGUCAAAAAGAACAUUUUGUUUCCUAAAUGGAAUGAGAGCACAACCUUUGAGGUGGCAGAUGAUACUCAGAACAUUGAAAUUAAUUUGUAUGACAAGGAUGUGUUUUCCAGAGACUUCCUGGGGAAAGUGAUGUUGACUAUGGAUAAACUCAAAGAAAUCUCCUACAAGGCUAAACCAGAAUGGCUGACUUUGGGGAGAGCUAAACAUGGCCGUAUCCAGAUCAAGUGUACUGUGACUAGCAAAGAGACAAUCGAAGCACAGAAGAAGAGUGAGAAGGGAGAAAACCCAAAGAAAUCAAGUGUACCUACCACGCCCCCUACUGACGAUGAGGUCUUUGAGAAGCCAGAUUUACCUACCAUGUCUAACCCUCCAGCUGUUGUGACAGUAACCCCUCCCAAUGGUACCCCUGACAUGACAGCUGUAUCAGAACAAGUUAUCCCAGGGAAGAUGGAGAAGCUCCAGGCAGCCAGGCCAUCACAACCCACUCAGAACUCCAGCAUUGCUACACUUCCACGGACAGGACGAAAGGCAUCGGAACAGAACUCUGGGAAUGGUGGACUACACAGAUCUGUUUCUGAUGUCAACAUGAAUAAACGAAGGUCAUCCCAUGGUCAUACUCUUUCAGCUGGCUCAGGAUUGAGGCACUCAGACUCGACAAAUUCUUUUGCCGCCCUGCACCAUGGGGAUAAUAUAUCUAUGGGUAACAGCUGCAAAAUCACAAACCGUGACAAAAAGGAGAAAUGUACGACAGACAGCAGUGUCGCUGGUGUGGAACGUAUUUACAGCGUGUCUGGACGUCUCCUCCGUGUCAGAGGACUGUCACUCCCUGACACUGCCAGUAUCUACUGUAAAGUGCGAGUUCACAAUCCUAGUCAACGUCUUCGAUUGCUGUCCGGUAGCAGGGUCAUUGCCAAGUCAUCAAUGGUCAAGGUCACAGAUCCCCUUCUAAACAUCACAUUUGAGAUUGACCGUGGAGCAGGUGUGAAUGUAGACACUGUUGUCAUAUUGGAUAUCAAACUGGACCACAAGGAACAUGUAGCUCAGCAAUCAUUUACAUUGGAAUACCUUUUCAGAGAUUAUGAGGAGGGAGGGGUCCAGAAAUGGCUGCCCCUGUCCAAAGGUGUGUCUGUGGAAGUAUUUUUGACCAAGGGCAAACCUAACCCUCGUCUAGUCAACAGGAAGGCUGCUCGGUUUAACAAAUCAUGGUCAUUUAGGAAAGAAAAAAUGCAUUAGUUUUGUUUUUGAUUCAGAGCCAGGAUGGAUA
Molecule: messenger RNA, 3301 nt
Organism: Ylistrum balloti
Lineage: Eukaryota; Metazoa; Mollusca; Bivalvia; Pectinida; Pectinidae
Product: extended synaptotagmin-1-like
Exons: 28
Coding region: 1-3270 (1089 amino acids)
Molecular function (GO): lipid binding
Source: RefSeq, a predicted model, not a curated record